GGUUUAUCAUAGUUUUUGAGCUAGAAUUCUUGAUCAGAAGAGCAUUUCUUUAAGUUGUAUUUCUAUUUUGGGGCAUUGUUGAAGUAGCUUAGGGUAAGAUAAGAGUAGGUUUAGCAGUGAUUAGAGACUUUGCUGUGGUGAUUUUGUCAUUCAAAGUGAUUUGUUUAGUGUUUGAUAGUUGAAUUGGGGUUACAUUUGAGGUUAGAGAGAUUAAAGAGCUUGGUGGGUUUAGGAACUCUUUUGAACUAUCAAGAGUGGUUCAUGGGGGAACAUUGAAGCUGGAAAUGUAUGCAGGGAUAUGGUGCAUGGAUAGGAGCAUAGUAACUUGUUGUUCCCAUUCCAGAACAUUGCUACUGGAAGAUAAUCCAAGUGUUUUUGCGUUUGGAAGGCAUUAUCGUUUCGUGUUCUAAACUUCUCUGAAAUGUCGCGUUGCUUUCCUUUCCCACCACCAGGAUAUGAAAAGAAGGCUAGGACCGAUGGUGUGGACUUGCUAAAUAAGGAGAAACAAAAAGAGAAGAGUCAUAAGAAGGAGAAGGGGGACAAGGACAAGGAGGAGAAGAAGAGAGAAAAGAAAGAAAAGAAGGCGAAAGAUAGAAGCGAUGGAAAGCACAAGGAUAAGGAUAAGAAAGACAAGAAGGAAAAAGACAAAAACAAAAAGAAGGAAAAGGGCCGAGAUAAAGAAAAAGAAAAGGAUAGAAGUAAUAACUCCGAGGAAAAGAACUUUACUGGUUAUCCCGAUGGUCAGAAUGGGGAGAAAAUCUCAGAUGAGAAGAAACUUCCAGGAAAAUCUGAAGGUCACAGUGGGGAGAAGUUUACCCAGAAAGAGAAGGGUAGGGAUAAAGAUCGAAGCAGUUUGUCAGGUGAGAAGAAACUUGCUGGGCACAUUUCAGGUUAUAAUGGAGAGAAGAUUGGCCAGAAUAGUCAUCUGGCUGAAGAUUUCAGGGAUUCUAAAUUUGUGCAAGAGUUGGUGGGGAGGGUCAGAGAUGAAGGUGCAGGAGCUAGAAGCGAAUUGGUGGAUAAGUUUACUGGUAGUGACCGGAAAAAAGAUGAGGGAAUGGUCAGUUUUGUGGCUAAGACUGCUAAUAAAUUGGUUGAAGAGAAGGAAAAGACCAAGAAAAGUGAUGAUAGGAAGUUCAAUGUGCAAGGAAUCAGGGACGAUACGAAAGCUAGUGGAAAUGCUAUGGUUUCAAACGUUGUUGCAGCAGCUAAAGCUAGAAUUGAAGGGAUCACCAAACAAGCGGAGAAUAUUGCCGAGAGGUGUGGGGAAGGGAAAGAAAAAACCAAAGAAAAAAGAGAUGAUAAAAUCAGGGAUAAGCGUAAGGAUAAACACAAAGAGAAGAAAAGUCACAGGAAAGAUAAGGAUAGGGACAAAGCAAAGGAGGAGAAGGCAAAAGGUGAGCAUAGGAAUUUGGAGUUGGACAACUUAAAAGGAAGCAACAGAGAUGACCCUCUGAAUACCAUCAGUCUGAAAACGUCGCAUCCUUCUAAGGAGGGAAACAAGGAUGCCGUUGCUGAGGAAAAUCUUCACAAGCGGAAGGACUUGGAGAAAAACGGAUUUUUUCAUGUUGAUGAUGUUAGACCCAAUAAGUUGCCCAAAAUUGCUUCCUCUCAACUGUUGAUGGGCAAUGGAACGACAUUGGAGUCUUGCCAAGCUCCCAUUCCACUUACUUUAGAUAGCAAGGGACCAGCAACGAGUCUUAAAGUCGAGAAUAAAGAACGCAAGGCGAAUGGUAUUGUUGAAGCUCAGUUGUUAUCCGUCUCCCCAGCAAAGCAUUUAUCAUCAAGUGCAGAAGCUUGUCAAAUCGAUGAUGUUUCUACCAAACCACCCCAUCCAGAUUUGAAGUAUUUGAGCCAUGUACUAACUGUGCCCAAAAUGGAAGAAUGGUCUGAUUUUGAUGAGCAAUCGUGGUUAUUUCAGAGUACUGAAUCUCAAUCAAAGAAACCCAAGGUGGGAUUUUCGGAGAUUGACGAGCCACCACAAGUAUGGGCAGAGGCUCUGCAGAUAGAUUCGGUUGAUGUUUAUGCUCUUCCAUACGUUAUUCCAUAUUGAUUAUUUUUAUUAGUGGGCACAUGGUUAACCUUCCUACACUGCAGCUGGGUUUUGCCCUUUGGGGGUGGAUUCUUUGUUUUGUCUAUUCAGGAUUCUUUUGUUGUCGAUCUCCAGUGUUGUAGUGAAUGCUUUUGAACGACUGGCUGCCAAACUGAUCUGUCACGGCAACCAUCACUUGGCUCUUAUCAUGCAAUUCCACCGCCUGGAAGUGUAAGCUGCCUAUUUGCAUCCUGGCACGAGACUACUAAUUGAUUCAAAUCACACGAAGCGAUGAAAGCACAACCGAAUGAGGGUGCCUUAGGAAAA
Hibiscus syriacus is the source of this 2356-nucleotide messenger RNA. Its product is annotated as DNA ligase 1-like. NCBI's taxonomy places the organism in Eukaryota, Viridiplantae, Streptophyta, Magnoliopsida, Malvales, Malvaceae. The record is from RefSeq and is a predicted model, not a curated record. Bases 422 to 2050 code for a protein of 542 amino acids. The transcript has 3 exons.